This is a messenger RNA of Eimeria mitis, 7098 nucleotides long. RefSeq names its product Protein Abca14, related. Gene Ontology annotation, cellular component: intracellular membrane-bounded organelle; membrane. The coding region runs from base 1 to 7098 and encodes 2365 amino acids. Gene Ontology annotation, biological process: lipid transport; transmembrane transport. The transcript has 40 exons. Lineage: Eukaryota; Apicomplexa; Conoidasida; Eucoccidiorida; Eimeriidae. The record is from RefSeq and is a predicted model, not a curated record. Gene Ontology annotation, molecular function: ATP hydrolysis activity; ABC-type transporter activity; calcium ion binding.
AUGAUCUCUGCUAGUACCGCUCCGCUACCCCGAACAGCACCUGCCCACUCCAGUUCAAGCCUUUCUACAGGUCCUCCAGGUCCUCCAUCAGAUCCAGGAGCAGCUGGAGGCUUUUCAGAAGCUCGCCCGCGGCGUGCUGAAACUGCACAAUGCAGCAUACCAAACUUCCAAAGGCAGGAAGCACUGCCCCCAAACAGUCUGCCAACGGGUCCCCAUGGAGACAUGCAUGGGGCGCGUGGGCGAAAGAGGGACAGUGAAGCAGGCGACGCGUACAAAACAUGCAGUGCAUGCAGUCCAAAGAGGGAAGGAGACUUGGGCGGCGUUAUUCAGGAAUACCAAAAGGAGAAUCUAGAUGCCCAGAGCUACUCUUCUUUUGUGCUUACCGAGUGCCCAGCAUUGGAACCGACGGAAGCGUUUCAACAGCUGCGGAAACCGCCUAUUUUGCGAGCUGCUUUCUUCAGAGGUGCUGCGAAGUUGUCCGCAGAAACCGAUCGCAUAUUUGUGCUCCUUUGGCGGGCAUUCAUGUUCAGAUUCAGGUACCCAAUCAUGACCCUCAUAGGCCUCCUAGUUCCAGUUGCUCUCGUGGCAUCCGCAUGCACCAUCCUUGCCCACUAUCAAGACGUUGAGUUAAACUAUGUACCAACCAACAUGACGGCUCGCCGACACAUGGUCUGCAACUUCGCUGCAUACAUAAACAGAACCCGGGUCGUGAAAGUGGACAGCAAUCUGUGUAUGCCUCCAUCGAAUAUGAUGGGUUCAUUCGGCCGCCGAUACGACGGCCUGCACAUGAUGUAUUUGCCACUUGUGCUCCACUACGGAGGCUUUCUGGCCUUCGUAGACAAGGGGGGCUCAGACUGCCAGCAGCUCCGCCUCUUCAUGGAAAAGUUUGCCGAAACAGUGUCCCCAUACCUUAUGAGACGGACCACCGCGGAGGAUCUGUUCAUCACGUUUCCUUCGGAGAAAGCGCUAGACAAAUACCGCCGGGCAGCUGCAGCUGAAAAAAAACGGCCGAUUCAUUCAGCGUUCAUCUGCAGAGCCACAGCGCCAGGACAACUGGACGUGACAAUACGUAUGCACGUGCGCAGGGGAACGCCUCGCUCUUUUGCGAAUGACGCGAUAAAGUUUCUGCGGAGGCACUAUACGAGUUACAACUCCACGACCUAUUUUGGGGGGGCCAGCUUUCUCUUGCACACGGAUGUGGUUGGGACUCCCGACGAAGGGGAACCCUACGGCCAUCUGACAGGGGGAUUCUUGGACCUUUUGACUCUGGCUCAUGUCUUCAAUAUGGAUCGAACUAAAGUCCGCGAGCUCCCUGAACACUCCCCAGUUUCGCAGGACUUUCAGUCCCAGUGGGAGCGGAUAUCCGAGGCCUUUUACAGGAUGUUUCAUUACUUCGGCCGAAUCCCCGUGAUCGACAGCGUCGCAUUAUCAAGGAACCGAAGAGGACUAGUUAAUUCGUUUGUCAGGGAUGCCGAGCGUCACUUGUCAGAGAUGUUGGCCCUUGUUAUUUGCAUUUCAGCUGCGAACGGUCAAGCGGACCCACCAGGUUUAUCUCACGUGUACCGGCACUUGCUGCCUGCGUGGGUGCUGGGCCCUGGAUACGGCGUAGUCCGUCUGUUUACGCGAAGAGCAGCAGCGUCGGGGUGUGACCCUUCGUCAUCGUCUAUGCAAUUACUGGAGAAAGUGUUCUACUCCCGCACCCAGAAAAUGGGACUCGGCUUGAUUAUGGCGGCAGUCGGCCCGCUCCAGGCUAUCCUGCGAAAUGUCAGUGCCCCUGUGCGUCGGGCGUACAGUCCCGUCAACUUUUUGGAAACGGCAAUGCCUUUUGUUCCCGCAACUGUAAUAUCGCGCUCUGAAAAACCCCAUUCUUGUGCUGCACCCUUCGUCGUUUUGUUCGUCUGCAUUCUUUGGCAAGUAGUGAAGGCGAUUAUGGUCGACAAAGAAACGGGAUUCAAAAACAUGCUUAAGAUCUUGGGGAUAUCGGAUAGAGUAUUGUGGACAUCGUGGUAUCUGUUUUUCACUCUCUACAACUUGCCUACGCUUGUAGCGGUUGCAUAUAUUUCGCAUUAUUUUGCUUUCCAGCUGAGCGAUAUUUGGUUUAUCAUUUUUCUAUUUAUGCUUGGGCUGGUCGCCUCCAUUUCCUUUGCCCUGUUCGUCACCGCGUUGUUUAUGGACGGGAACCUUGCAGCCAUGGCUGCGUGUGCGUGGUACGUUCUAAUAUGGGUACCCGUUGUUUGCCAACGAUUUGGCAGUGCUGCUUGGGACCCACACUUGCAACGACUCUUCAUGGCUAUUUGCCCUGCAGCGGCACUCGGCGUGGGAAUAGACAUUGCGUGGAAUUUCAACGAGCCGUACAUUGGCGGCAUUCGCAGCAGUACAAUUAAUACCUCUUCUCUCGGCAUUACACUGGCGGACACUUACAUUACUUUGGGCAUAAGCAUAGUUCUCUUCACGUGCCUCGGCGCCUACCUGCACAAGGUCAAGCCAACGUCUAGUGGAAGCCCCGCCCACCCUCUCUUUUUCCUGUUCCCCAUUUUAAGUUGCAUUCGCCGGCCGUGCACUUUGUGUUCUCGAAGAAAGCAGCCGAAGGACUCACAAGAACUCCAAGAGGCUUCGGCAGGCCCCUUCUGCGGAGAAAACAGGGGAGGGGAAAAUGACGGCAAGCCCCUCCUGGAGGUUCGCAGCGUGCACAAGAAGUUCCGUACGUGGCAGACGAAGAAAUGUUCCCGAGGUUCUGUCAAGGCAGUUAGAGGGGUUUCUUUUUCGGUGUAUCGCAACGAGAUAUUCGGUCUGCUAGGACAGAAUGGGGCGGGGAAGUCGACGCUGAUUUCUGUCAUCACGGGGUCGCUUGCUGCAACUAGCGGAGAUGUCCUCAUAGACGGAGUAUCCGUGAAGCAGUAUCCUUCCCUUGCACGAUGCAAUAUCGGGUACUGCCCUCAAUUUGACGUUUUGCUUCCCUAUUUAACCAUUGAAGAGACCCUCUGGCUCUAUGCAGCUCUCCGUGGUAUUCCGAGGAGGCGCCGGAAAGAGGAGGUUGCAGAACUCAUGAACAUGAUGAAGCUCUCGGAAAUGGCUAAGGUGCAGGUGGUCGCACUCAGUGGAGGCUGGCGAAGACGCGUGAGCAGCUCUGUUGCAUUCCUCGGCGAUCCAACAAUUGUCUUUCUCGACGAACCCACCGCAGGUAUGGAUAUUCUCUAUCGCCGAACAUUCUGGGACUCUGUCCGCGGGUUAAGCAAGGGUCGCUGCAUUGUGCUGAUUACGCACAUGAUGGAAGAGGCUGACUACCUGUGUGACCGCUUGGCUAUAAUGGUUGACGGUGUUAUUACAUCUGAGGGGACGGCACUGAGUUUAAAAUCAAGGUUUGGCAGCGGCUAUAUUAUUUCCGUCAUACUCCUCAAGCAGGCCGAACCAGAGGUGCAGCAGGCAAAUAAGAAACUGCGGCAGUUGCUUCAAACGUUCGAACAUCCCCCUGCAAUCACAGAAAUCUCCAGACAUGAGCUGCGAAUCGUUUGUCCAUUUAGUCACUCCUUUCAGCUACCACGUCUUUUUUCCGAGUUGGAAAUAAAUGCUAACUACUACGGAGUCGAGUGCGCUGUCCUCGGUUUUGCUUCUCUUGAAGAGGUUUUCCUAAAUGUAGUGAAACUUGCUGCUAGAGGUGGGGCGUCGGAGUCGACAGGAGCAGACGAAGCAACCAAUCCCAACAGACUCUCUCUAGCUAACAAUGCAGCGCAAAACGGAGUUGAGCUCAACCCACCGGUGGGAAGUGCAAAUGGCCGCUGCUCGAGUUCGUCGCGCAGAGUUUCUGCAACCCUACGACGAGCAGCCGUUGAUCCUGCAGAGUGUGCAGAUCAUGUGGCCGCCACUGCUCCUCAGCCUCUGGCCCUAAGAUGCACAGACAGCGGAUUCGAGUCGUGCGAAAGCAAACAAGCUGGAGGGGCUCCGAGAAGCUCUUCAUCUGCAUCUGCCAUUCCAAGCGACCCAAAUGCCAUCCCUCAUUCUUCCGCUUGUGGUUCCAGCUGGCUGGCCGCCCACCAGAAACGCGGGCGGGCUAGAAGAGGACUGCUAUGGCAGCUUGCAGUGCUUCGUGCAUUAGUUGCAAAACGCAUUCGCCUUCUUUACCGCGACUGGGCUCUUGUGACGGUUUCCUUCCUUAUUCCGCUUCUCCUAAUGGGGUUGACCCUGUACCUGCGAUCUGCGAAGUCAGAGCCGCGGGUUCCCUUAACUGGACAACAACUGUUUGAAUACCGACUGCCAAAAGGCAUUCAUUCGGAGGUGCCGUAUGGAGGGGCAGGGUGGAUAUUAGGGGCUCUUGACGACUGCUACUCUCCCUUUAUGACUCACAACAACGUCUCUGAACAUGUGAAGGACAACAAUGAUAUGUACGGAUUCCUUCUGGACGGCUACUUUGGCCCACAUGAUCCUCGCUUUGGUGCUUACGUGGCUCCCCCAGGCCAGGCAGAUAUAUCUGAUGAAACCAGCCAGUUAGAAGUAACCAUCUGGCACAACUCCACCUUCCGCGACUCCAUACCUUUGCACUACAGUCAUCUCCUAAACUGCAUAGCACAACAGCGCACAGGAAUGACGGACUCCGUUUUUGUCAGCAAUCAACCAUUCGAAGACACUGACGACAAGUCUAUGGAUGGUCUAGUGGUUGGCUUCUUUACUGUAAUUGCAUACUCAUUCGUUGCUGCCGGCGUGGGGAAGGUCUGCAUAGUGGAGAGGGUGCGGAAAGUUCGCCAUCAACAGAUUCUUGCCCAGGUCACUCCUUUUCAGUACUGGAUAUCGAGCUACGUGGUGGACAUGGUUCUCCUCCUUCUUCCCUGUUCCCUCAUUUUCGGCAUGAUGCUUUGGGUUGACAUUACGCCCCUCGUGGGGCCUCACCAGCGUGGUGCCUUCCUUCUUGGCACCGCAUUAUUUUGUUUUUCGGUUUGUCCGUUAGGAUAUGCUAUUUCAAUGGGUCUCGAUUCCGCAAUGACCUUUGUCAUUGUUAUGCUGCUCCUGGGGUGGUCUCUCCCCUCCAUUCAAGCUCUCUUUACGGAGGUCAGCGGGCUGCAAGGCAUGUACAACCAGUACCUCCGAUACGCCUUCAUGCUGCUUCCCCAUGCUGCUCUCUGUGAGCUGUUGACCAACCUCGCCAUGAUGAAUCAGCUUGUUGGUGGCAAGAUGCAGGCGGAGGAGUUGGUGAAUUGGAUGGAGUUCUCAAAGACAGGAUGCCCUCUGCUGUAUUUAGGCUUGACGAUUCUGCUGAACUGGAUGGAGGAAGAGAUGAAGGCAGGUAAAGCAGUUCAGCAACUGCGACGCCGUUUUCAACACCGCGACUUAAGCCUCUCUUCCGGCAGUCAUAUAGACAGCGAGGAUGCGGGCAGAGACGUAGAGGAAAGUCAAAAUCCGUCUUCUCUCGGCUUACCGUACUGCGCAACCGAUGGAGUUGAACUGCCUUUAGUCGUGCACAGACUCGAGAAGACCUACCCGCCUCCCAUAAUGCAACGCUGCCUCUGCUGUUGUUGCCCGCAAACUCGGAGCAGCUGUUGGCCAUUCUGCCUCUCCUGCAAGAGGCCACAACCAACUAGGGCGCUGAAAGGCGUUUCCUUUUGUGUGCCUCGAGGCAAGUGUUUUGCAUAUAUUGGUGUAAAUGGUUCCGGAAAGACUACAACAUUCAACAUCGUCGGUAGUCUGAUGUCUCAGACUGCUGGCUCUGUUUUCAUUGGUGGAUACGACGCUCUCCUUCAAACAGAGAAGGCACGAGCUAAGCUGCGUUACUGCCCACAGUCAGACGCUCUCUUGCCUACCCUGACUGGCGCAGAGCACAUCUAUCUUUACGGGUGUCUGCUGGGCUUGCGACGUCACCAGCUACGGGAUUUCUGUUCGGACUUCUUCAACGUAAUUGGGUGCAGCAAGUAUAUGCACACCUUGGUCAAGUCAUACUCUGGGGGAACGAAGCGCAAGCUUAGCCUGGGUAUAGCCAUGUUGGGAAAAGUUGAUUUAUUGCUGUUAGAUGAGCCGACGAGUGGAGUGGACCCAGAAAGCAGACAAGUCUUGUGGCGCAUGAUUGAAAACGCGAAAAACUGUCAGACUUCAGGCAAAGCAAUCGUCCUCACCUCGCACUCCAUGGAAGAAUGCGAAGUUCUGGGCGACCGCGUGGGGAUAAUUCACAAGGGGAGUAUGUUGUGCGUAGGCACUCCUGCAGAGCUACGCUCAACAUACGGUCACGGCUACCAAAUUGAAUGCGUCUUCGUUGCUGCUUCUGUUUCCCAAGACCCCUCAUUGCCUCGCCGUUUUAUUUCAGCUCUACAAAAAACACUGCCUACUCUCCGCGUUCUCCACCGCAUGGCGUACAAAGUCACAGCAUCCGUGGCUAAGGGCGCCGUCUCCCUUGCCACGAUAUUCUGCGAAGUAGAAGCGGCAAAGGCUCCGUUUGCUUUAGAGGCGUACGUCGUCUCGGAAACGACUUUGGAAGAAGUGUUUGUUGAAGUCAGCCUCCGGGCUGAUGGGAAAGCGCAGACCUUGAGACUUCGCCUUCCACCUCAAUUUGGAGGGAUAUGGCGCGCCGGGCCAGUGAGAUCGGAUGAGGAUAGAUUGGAUGAAGGGGUAUUACAACAAACAGAUACAAUAUCCAAUAUGUCGGGUCCUCCCUUCGGCCUGUCGUCUCAACGCCGAAAGGAGCUACAGGUGGCUUUCCACGCAUUUGAUAAAGAUAAGACGGGGAAACUUGACGUAAAUGAAAUGAAAUAUCUUCUCAAGUCCAUUGGAGUCUGUCUGUCAAGAAGAGAACAAAAGGCGCUGGAAGCGGAGUUCGCGGAUAGGGGGGAGUUUGACUUUGAAGACCUCCUGACCAUUGGUCAGGUAGUUUACAACGACGUUGCAAUUGAAAGGGCCCUCGUCUUGGCACUCAGAAAAUUAACUCCUAAAGGAGCAAAGACAGUUUCUAGAACAGUCCUAAGGGACAUGCUGCUAAACUUGGGCAUGGGAGUUAAACUUACAGAAGAGCAGGUGGAUAUGUUCCUAGACAUCUGCUGCAGCGAGGACGGAAAGCGAAGGUCCUACGCGACUGAUGUAAAGGGGACGGGAGGAGUUGCAGCAGUUAUUACACUGUAUUGA